This is a messenger RNA of Triticum aestivum (bread wheat), 2873 nucleotides long. RefSeq names its product translation initiation factor eIF-2B subunit delta. Lineage: Eukaryota; Viridiplantae; Streptophyta; Magnoliopsida; Poales; Poaceae. The record is from RefSeq and is a predicted model, not a curated record. The coding region runs from base 1538 to 2680 and encodes 380 amino acids. The transcript is spliced from 8 exons.
CAUCAGUUAGCUAAUUCGGUUGCCAUCGCUAUGAAGUAGGGGAAUGGUUCUGACUUAUAGCCUUUUGGGGGAUUGUGGCCUUGUGAGUGAGAAAUUCUCUGGACGAUAAUUUCAUUUGGCUAAGCGUAUAUAAGGGGCCCUAGGUGGGCAAACUACCUCAUUUCAGCUAAGCUGCACUUGCCCCAGCCCCGUACUUGGUUUCGUUACAAGACUUUGCUGUCACCCUUUGACAGAACCAAACACUAGUUAAGUUGGCAGUUGUCAUGUGCAUCACGAGUAGGGAUGCAUGCGGGCGUGUCCACAGAGCUCUCAUCCGUCCGUGUUGAUUGUUUCUGUAUUGGCACGGUUAUUAUAGCAGCAGCGAUUAGCUCUGUUUUUAAGGCGUCCGUAAGGCGUCGCUUAGGCGACGCCUAGGCGUCAGGGCGCCCUCCAGGCUCAGGGCGUCGGCCUUGCCUUAGACAGUCGUGUAAGGCGUCCGCCUUAGGCUGUAAGGCGUCUGAAGCGUCCGCCUUAGCGCCGCCUUGCACGCCUCAGACCAAAUCGGACGCCUUAGCUUGUCAGGCAGGGAAACAGAGAUUGCAGGCGGGAAAACUGACCUGGGCGGGAACACAGGCGCGGGAAACAUUGGUUCAGGUGCGACCAGUUAUGAGAAGGGGAAAGAGAGAGUGAAUCGACGCGAGAGGUCUCUCCUGUCUCCUCUCUGGACCAUUGACGGAGGCUUCCUCCUCAGAUCUGCGGCAGCCGCCAGCCUCCUCCCUCCGGCCACAGUUCCUCCCCCUCCUCUCUGGCUGCAGCUCCUCCCCAUCCUCCUCUGGCGCAACCCUCUUCCAGCAGAUCAGCACCACAUCAAGUAGCCAGGUGUACCUGCUCUGAUGGAUCUAGCCAAUGAUCCUAGGAGAAGAGCUACAUCAGAUGAUCCAGCCUGGAAGUAUGGGUUCUGGCCAGAUUUAGAGAGGAAAGAUUUACUCCAGUGUACAUUGUGUGGCAAGAUAGUCCAUGGUGGAGUGAGAAGGCUAAAGCAGCACUUUUCUGGGGGUUCCAGUGAUGCGGAUAAGUGUCCCGAGGCAUCCAUGGAGAUUAGGAUAGAGAUGCACAAUUCCUUAAACACUAGAAAGUUUAAAGCUAUGGAGCGAUAUAUUGAUGAGGAUGAAGCUGAACUUCAAAGGCGCCGUUCUGUCAUAUACACAAGAUGAUUUGAGGCCUAUGCUUUGAAACAAACAAGGGAGAUUUGGCUGAAAUAAGGAAUGAAGAUGCUCCAGUGUCCAUUCCGCAAAAGCAGAAACCUUCUAAAGCAGAGAGGCGUGCUAUUCAGGAGGCUCAGCGUGCUGCGAAAGCUGCUGCGAAGGAGGCAGGUUUAUCAGGAAAGUCUACAGGCGCUGCUUCUGGGGCUAAUCCUGCAACAUCCAAGCAAGCUAAGCCAGCUAAAAUUUCUCAGAAGAAAGAUGUGCCCCAUGCUCCAAGUACAGUCGCUUCUGAGAAGAAGGUUACUGAACGCCAACCAGAGAGAGAUAGAAAAAAAGAUGUUCCUCAUCCGAGAAUGCAGUUUGAUGACGUGCAUCGGGUGGAGAAAGCAAAGAAACGUGCAAUUGUCAACCAAUCAGAGGCUCGAAACAGAGUUGAAUUGUUUAGGCAUCUGCCACAGUACGUCCAUGGCACUCAACUUCCUGACCUCGAGUCAAAAUUCUUUCAACUGGAACCAAUUCAUCCUUCUGUAUACAAGGUCGGGCUCCAAUAUUUGUCUGGUGAGGUAUCUGGUGGCAAUGGUCGUUGCAUAGCAAUGCUUCUUGCGUUCAGGGAGGCAAUAAAAGAUUACUCCACACCGCCAAAUAAAACUCUCAGCAGAGACCUUACUGCAAAAGUUGGUAGCUAUGUGUCAUUUUUUAUCGAGUGCCGUCCACUCUCAAUUAGCAUGGGCAAUGCUAUCAGGUUCCUGAAAAACAGGAUUGCCAAGCUACCAAUUACAUUGUCAGAGUCAGAAGCCAAGGCCAGUCUUCAGUCUGAUAUUGAUCGUUUUAUUAAUGAGAAGAUAGUUGUUGCAGAUCAGGUUAUUGUCAGUCAUGCUAUCACAAAAGUCAGAGACGAUGAUGUCUUGCUAACAUAUGGGUCAUCAUCAGUUGUUGAAAUGUUUUUGGAGCAUGCUCAUGAACUUGGUAGGAAGUUCCGUGUUAUAGUGGUGGAUUCUCGUCCCAAGCUCGAGGGGCAAGGAUUACUGCGUAGAUUAGUGGCGAAGGGCAUUAACUGCACAUAUACUCAUAUAAAUGCAGUUUCAUACAUCAUGCAUGAAGUUACAAGAGUCUUCUUGGGUGCAUCCUCAAUAUUAUCAAAUGGAACAGUUUAUUCCCGAGUUGGCACAGCAUCCGUGGCUAUGGUGGCACAUGCAUUUGGAAUUCCUGUUUUGGUUUGCUGCGAGGCAUACAAAUUUGAUGAGAGGGUGCAAAUUGAUUCUAUAUGCGCUAAUGAGCUUGGUGAUCCAGAUGUGAUUUCGAAAAUUCCUGGGAGGGCAGAUUUGGGCGAUCUUAAGAACUGGGCUGACAACGAGAAUCUCCAACUGUUAAAUCUCACGUAUGAUGCAACCCCUUCUGAUUAUGUGUCGAUGAUCAUAACGGAUUAUGGAAUGCUUCCACCUACAAGUGUGCCGGUCAUCGUGAGAGAGUACCGCAAGGAGCAGCUGUGGGUAUAGAUCUACUUGCAGUAUGAUCGCAGUUUUGGCAACUGUUGCUGCCUAGGUGCAGCAGAGUGGACAUAUACAACUUGUAUGUUUUUGAGAUGUGGGCUGUUAAACCUGUUUGCCGACUUACCGUUUUGUCUACUCAAAAUGGUCGUCUAGUUUUGUCACCUGUGAUUUCAUUGAAAUGCAUUUGACUUGAAGUUUC